CGCUCUCCGGUUGGUGUAGUUUAUUUAACAUCCGUGAUCGUGCGCUAGGUGUUGUAUAUGUCAGCAUUGAUAAUGUUUGCACAUGUGAUGAUACAUAUUAAUUGUUGUAGGAAAUGGCGGACGAUGAGUUAACUGAUAUGAUGUAUGACAUGGAGUUUGGAGAACUGAUGAAAGACUAGAUAGAAGAUUGGUCAGAUGAUGAAAAUUCAGAUCGUGGAGAUAGGUCAGAGAAUGGGAACGUAUUGGAAGAUCUUAAUGAAAACAAUGAGCAUGAUGAUGGUGAGGAAAACAACUCGGAGAUCUCGAAUGAAGAUUACGGAAGUGGAAUUUUUUGUUGGCAUGCAUGCAAAUUGAAUUAAUCCUGGAAUAUUAUAUGAUAAGUACUUAUGUAUUUGUGUUAUAUUUUUCAGCUCAUUUCCGAAUGUCAUAAUGCGUACGACUAUUACGGUGAAUCCGACGCGGAGACAGGCCUUGAUGUCGAAUCAUUAGCUGCAUCUGAUUCUGGGGAGUCGCAAUCGUCGGUCAUCAUGAGUGAGGUGACAGAAGUUGAGGGUAAAAAGAAUGUCCAAGAUACUGCUAGUGCAGAUGAUAAGAGGGAUAUGUUCAUGCAGAUAAUACAAAUGACUUUUACGUCUCACGAGGCUGCGUAUGAUUUCUACAACAGCUAUGCUAGAGAUAAUGGUUUCAGCAUUAGAAAGAAUAGGGUCAGGUAUAGCAAAACCGAGUCACGUCAUAUGCGUUAUAGGCGGUUUGUUUGUUCCAGACAAGGAAAACGUGAUAGCAGGUUGCUAACCGAGGAAGGACACAGCCGUAGGCUCAGACCCGAGACACGCUGCCACUGCGAAGCGCACCUGACCGUGAAGCUUGACCAAAAGCGUGGGGUUUGGUAUGUUGAUAGUUUUGAGGACAAGCAUAGCCAUAUCUUGGCAGGACCGGACGAGGUACCUUUUCUUUGGUCCCACAGAAAAAUCAAAGAGUACCAGAAGCAUGAGAUAAUGUCCAUGGGAGCUGCAGGGAUUAGAAUUCACGACAUGAUGGAUUGCUUCAUCAGCAAACAUGUAUGGUACGGCGGUGUUGGUUUUACCAGGCGUGAAAUAUACAACCUUUGCGCCAGGGAGAAGAGGAAGCUGCUUUCAAAAGGUGAUGCUGCCACAGUCAUAGGCAUCAUGGUCAGUAGGAAACAGAGGGAUCCUAGCUUCUUUUUCGAGUACAAGCUAGACAAGGAAGGACAUAUGAAUAGGAUGUUCUGGUGUGACUCCCAGUCUCGUCAUGACUAUGAGGACUUCGGCGACGUGCUUGUAUUUGACAGCACGUACAAGAUGAACCGGUAUGGUAUGCCAUUCAUACCCUUUGUUGGUCUUAACAAUCACCGGAAGACCACUGUUUUUGCUUGUGCCAUAGUUUCGGACGAGACCGAAGAGACAUAUGUGUGGCUGCUGGAGACUUUUUUGAGGUCCAUGUGUCAAAAGAUGCCUAUGAGUGUUAUCACGGAUGCCGACGCUGCGAUGAUCAAGGCAAUUCGCCAAGUCUUGCCAGACGUGUGGCACCGUAUAUGUACGUGGCAUAUAGAAAAAAAAUAUGAAUAUUCACCUCAGUCACAAGUUCUUGAAGGAGUUCCGAACUCUUCUGUACUACAGCACGUUCACGGCCACGUUUGA
This is a messenger RNA of Aegilops tauschii subsp. strangulata, 1658 nucleotides long. The record is from RefSeq and is a predicted model, not a curated record. NCBI's taxonomy places the organism in Eukaryota, Viridiplantae, Streptophyta, Magnoliopsida, Poales, Poaceae.